Molecule: messenger RNA, 1905 nt
Organism: Nerophis ophidion (straightnose pipefish)
Lineage: Eukaryota; Metazoa; Chordata; Actinopteri; Syngnathiformes; Syngnathidae
Gene: pde6gb
Product: phosphodiesterase 6G, cGMP-specific, rod, gamma, paralog b
Exons: 4
Coding region: 1454-1717 (87 amino acids)
Biological process (GO): positive regulation of G protein-coupled receptor signaling pathway; visual perception; positive regulation of epidermal growth factor receptor signaling pathway
Cellular component (GO): photoreceptor outer segment membrane
Molecular function (GO): 3',5'-cyclic-nucleotide phosphodiesterase activity; cGMP binding
Source: RefSeq, a predicted model, not a curated record
AAAGGAGUUGUUUACAUUUGUCUUGAGUAGACCUGUAAGUGUUGCUGUGGGCAGAAUGUAUUUGUAAACAUGAUACAUUAUUACUCUGACUACUUCAUAAAGUACUCUGGUCAACUUCCUUCCUUUCACAAUUGGUUUAUAUAUGCGGUAGAUUUCAGCACUAAAAUUACUCAUUUAUUAGUUAUUAUACAUUUUGUGUGGGCUUCACGGUGGCAGAGGGGUUAGUGCGUCUGCCUCACAAUACCAAGGUCCUGAGUAGUCCUGGGUUCAAUCUCAAGCUCGGGAUCUUUCUGUGUGGAGUUUGCAUGUUCUCCCCGUGAAUGUGGGGGUUUCACUCCGGCUUCCUCCCACCUGGGAAUAGGCCCCUCCCACCUCCAAAGACAUGGACCAGGGGAUAGGCUGAUUGGAAACACGAAAUGGUCCCUAGUGUGUGAAUGUUGUCUCUCUAUCUGUGUUGGCCCUGUGAUGAGGAGGCGACUUGUCCAGGGUGUACGCUGCCUUCUGCCCAAUUGUAGCUGAGAUAAGCUACAGCGCCCCCCGCGCCCCAAAAGGAAUAAGCAGUAGAAAAUGGAUGGUUGCAGUUUGUGGAGGAUUUAUUAUAUAAUGGACAGUUGGAUACAUUCACAGUUUUUUUAGCAGUGGUGUGUCUAGGGGGGGGGGGGCCUAGAAUCUGCCCGGCCAAAGCAGGUGCCCCCCCACUCAGAUGGAGCGAUUUGAAGCAGUUGUUUUUUCAAAGAGUUGCUCAAAACAUGGGUCCCCAAAUUGCAGCUUGUGGACUGUCCAGAGUUUAUUUUCAAAACAUGAAAGGAGAGAUACUGAAUCAGCAAUUAUUGUUACAAGGUUUGGUCCUAUAGGUACUACCUUGGACAACCUUUCCAAUUCAAAAACCAACACAGAACGUUCACACUCUUCACAUUUGGACAUGUGUGACACAUUUUAGUUGGGACAUCAACAGGAAAUGGAUGGCAAGAUACUUCUGAUGGGUUACAAACUUUCAGGACGUGGUCAGGGAAGUAAACAAGGUAGGAAUGCUUCACAUACUCUCAAUAUUCCAUCUUUUAUCCUUUAUACCUGAUCACGUAUACGUGGGGUAUGUGUGCGUAUCUGCAUAGUAGUGGUAGUACAUGGGUGUGUUUUGUCCAUAAACCUGGAGGCGAUGUCUUUGAAGAAGGGGGGGAGGGACUUAAGUGUUACGCACACUCCUAUUGGUAGUCAUGCAGCCCGGGGACACGCCCACCCCCCAGGACAAGAGGCCAAGGUGCGUGUGUACCUUUUCUUUUGGGUAAAACCACAGCACCUUUGGCGGAGACGCACACGUCUGAGCAGGAGGCGGGGCCUGGCUAAUCCUCACAGCCAAUAAGAGCAUCCCUCACAGCGAGAGCGGAGAACUCCCCUUCUGGUCUGCAGGCGGUUCUUCACGGUGCCAUCUCCACGACGACAGAAGCCAGGCGACAUGAAUCUGGAGGCGCCCAAAGCUGAGAUCAAAUCGGCCACCCGGGUGAGCGGGGGCCCCGCCACCCCACGCAAAGGACCCCCCAAGUUCAAGCAGAGGCAGACGCGCCAGUUCAAGAGCAAGCCCCCCAAGAAGGGCGUGCAGGGGUUCGGCGAUGACAUCCCGGGGAUGGAGGGCUUGGGAACCGACAUCACCGUCAUCUGUCCCUGGGAGGCCUUCAACCACCUGGAGCUGCACGAGCUGGCCCAGUACGGAAUCAUCUGAGCUGGAACUGUGGACUGGAACAAACACACAAACGGAAAGAAAAAUAAAUGUCACAGCAUCCGCGGGUCUUUAGGAUCCUUGUAUCUGCAACGUCACAUGACCCCGCCGCUCGCCGUGGACGCCUUCAGAACCAUGAUGUUACCAUGUGACCGCUUUAACACCUGUACCGCAUAAAUCCUGUGUCUUCA